AUCCUAAAAGAUCAUUUCAUUUCCCAACAAACGUAGCAAAUGGCUUCCAUAGCUGGUGUUAGUCUCACAAGCCCAAGAAUCUUAUCCAAAUCAUCCGAAACUCAAUCCUUCAAAUUCCCAACACUUAACAACCCAUGGAAGAACUCAUCAUCAGCUCAAUUUGGAUACCGCAAGAUGUAUGUAGUACGUGCGACACCUGACAACAAGCUGUCUGAUUUAAUAGCGGAAAGUGUAAAAGAAGCAGAAGAAGCGUGUGCUGAGAAUCCAGUGAGCGGUGAGUGUGUAGCUGCAUGGGAUGUGGUGGAAGAGACUAGUGCAGCAGCAAGCCAUGCAAGGGAUAAGAAGAAGGAUAAUUCUGAUCCAUUGGAGAAUUACUGCAAGGAUAAUCCUGAGACUGAUGAGUGCCGUACUUAUGAUAAUUGAUUAUGUGUUGUGUUUUUCUAAUGGUAAUUUGAUACUUGUGUUUUAAAAACACUGUUAUCUUGGAUGAAUAUUAAUUCUUGAAUAUUGCUAAAGUUAAUCUUAUCUUA
Molecule: messenger RNA, 530 nt
Organism: Lycium ferocissimum
Lineage: Eukaryota; Viridiplantae; Streptophyta; Magnoliopsida; Solanales; Solanaceae
Product: calvin cycle protein CP12-1, chloroplastic-like
Exons: 1
Coding region: 40-423 (127 amino acids)
Biological process (GO): negative regulation of reductive pentose-phosphate cycle
Cellular component (GO): chloroplast
Source: RefSeq, a predicted model, not a curated record